Molecule: messenger RNA, 1600 nt
Organism: Dendroctonus ponderosae (mountain pine beetle)
Lineage: Eukaryota; Metazoa; Arthropoda; Insecta; Coleoptera; Curculionidae
Product: putative inorganic phosphate cotransporter
Biological process (GO): monoatomic anion transport; transmembrane transport
Molecular function (GO): transmembrane transporter activity
Source: RefSeq, a predicted model, not a curated record
CCUCGCGAGUGUUCAUAUUGGCGCCAAAAAGCGUGGCAGAUGUCGUAGCCUGUACGUAGUUCGCGUCGGAUGUAGUGAAAUUGGUGUCUAAUAAUAUACUGCAUAAUAAUUUGUCGUUUGCGCUCGUUUAUCUCAGCGUUUAUAUAAAUAUAAAUGUCGGGUUAGAGCAGGAUUACAGUCAAGUAGUACUGAGCCAGCAAGUAGAAUCGUUGCUCGUGCGACCGAACGAACGUUUGAACAGCACGCGUUUGUUUAAAUAAAACAUCUUGCUUAGUGUACCGUCGCGAGCUUAACAAACUAGCAACAAAUUAAACAUACCGAUGGUCGAGCAUGGAUGUUCGCUUAAAAUUCAUACCGAAUUAUUCGCAUAACCAAGUGCUCUGUCGCAAACGAAAACGGCGAAAGGUUUGAUUCGCGUUCUGCCUUGUCGAUACUCCAAACCCUCCAAGUUCCAUAACUAAUUUAUUUAAGUACGGCAAGCAAUCGUUCCUGUUUUAUUAUUUAAUUGCUGUUCCGGUGAUACUAAGUUUAAGUGCAACGAGAAGAAAAGACGUGAUUAUUUUAAGGACUUUGAAGAGAUUAUUUUACGAAAAUGAACGGGUCGACGGUCACUAACGGUAACAACGGUUAUCAAAACACCCAAUACACCACUGUUUUCGAACAUGAUUCGCUGCAGCAGAGAAAGCAAAAAGGCUGGUUCGGGACAAGACACUUCGUCACUUUAAUGCUGUCUCUUGGCAUGGCCAAUGCCUAUGUUAUGAGGACCAACAUGUCCGUAGCUAUUGUAGCUAUGGUGAACCACACAGCUAUUGCCAUUGAUGACGCCGCCGCAACAGACAAUGUAGCUGUGUCUGAAUGCGGCGUAACUAUUGACAAGAAUUCUUCGUUAACAUCACCUGAAGCUGACGGUCAAUUCGUGUGGCAAACCGAUAUACAAGCCUACGUUCUGUCCGCAUUUUUCUACGGAUACGUUUUGACGCAAAUCCCAGCAGGAAUUUUGGGCAAAAAAUAUGGGAAUAUCCGCUUUUUGGGCAUCGGGAUGCUGAUCAACUCGGUGUUUGGUCUGCUCGUGCCCAUUGCGGCCGAAAUGGGCCUCGGAUGGCUGCUAACUGUGAGAUUUAUACAAGGAUUAGGCGAGGGUCCGAUUGUUCCGUGCAGCCACGCUUUACUUGCAAAGUGGAUCCCCCCUAACGAGAGGAGCCGCAUGGGUUCGUUCGUAUACGCAGGAGCGCAAUUGGGUACUGUCAUCUCCCUGCCUCUUAGUGGGCUCCUUUCGGUCUCACAAUGGGGCUGGCCUGCAAUCUUUUACGUUUUUGGAGCUGUUGGCACCGUAUGGUGCAUCACCUUCCUGAUCUUCGUCAAAGAAGAUCCCGAAUCCCAUCUUACCAUGGAUCCGGUUGAAAGAGAAUAUAUCCAGAAGUCUUUGGGCACUAUCGUGGGAAACACUAAGACUCCACCGACUCCAUGGCUGGAUAUAGCAAAGUCCUUACCUUUCUGGGCCAUUCUUUUGGCCCAUAUGGGCUACAAUUACGGCUACGAGACCCUGAUGACCGAACUGCCCACUUAUAUGAAGCAAGUUCUCCACUUCAGUAUUAAAGAU